AUGCAAUCACGUAAAUGGUAUCCUACACUGAAAAAGGCUCCUGUCUUAGCGAAUGGUGCAAGAAUCCACAAACAUGCGGACAAAGUUCCUCAUCCGGAAGACAUUAUUCAUCCAUUUUAUCAACCCACUCCAGUGGAGCAAUUCAUCACAUGUGCUACGGAAUGUGAUCCUGCUCUUCUUGAUGGGGAAAAGAUUGUUCCAUCACUGAUAAAACAUCCAGUGAGUCUAAACACCAUAUUAGUGAAUAGCAAAUUGAAAUUUGAUGAUAUUAGGGGAGUAAAUAAAUGGCUUAUGAAGUUCAUUGCGAAACGAAAAAUCCAAAGGAGCAUGAUACUCAGACCCACAAACAAAGACGUGAAUUUUUUUCAAAUUCCCCAGUUGUCCUCUGCUGAUAUGACCAAAAUAGCGGGUCUUGAGAAUACGCUAUCAAGUGUUGAAGAUGCAAAUGACCUAGAAUCCACGGUGGAGUUCCUAAAUAAUGAACUACAGAGUAUGUUUGACCGCAACGAUAGGCAGACUAAAUUUUUCUGUGAAGACAUAUUGGCCUACCUUAUAAAAUACCAUGGAAACUCGGUCGAAAAGCUCAUAUUAUUGAUAAAUCUGACUCAGAUACAGCUAUGCUCAAGUUUAGAUCAAGUCAAAGCAGUGGACAUUAUUUUACAUCACAUACUUCACAAAAUGGAAACGAACAGUGGUGGUCUCCCGUAUAGCGCCGAUUUGGUCACCGCACUAAGAGAUUUAUUGGCGGCAAUAAAUAAUAGGUUUUUUCCCAAGCGUUGUGAAGAUUCAUUACACCCAAUAAUUAUCGAACAACUGUUAUCAUUUUAUAUUGAAAUUGGUAAUUUGAACGAAAGUAAAAAAUUCUUGGGUCAUUUGAUAAAUAAAGGUGUUUUACCUGACCCCAGCAUCAUUAACAGAUACUUGAAGGGCGUUGACGUUCAUUUCGAUGAAAACAUCAAGAAUUUUGAUUUGAAAUCCAAGUUCGCAUUUAUAGCAGAUCUUGCGCCCAUAAUACAAAACUAUGGGGAAGUGACGCUGUUCAAAUUUCUGAUACCUAUGUGCAGGCAUUUUGACGAACUAUGCUCAUUGUUGGAUAUUCUUCGAAGGUCAGAUCACUCAAAGCAAAUUAUGCAUAAUACACUGCCCAUCCUUAUCAAAAAGGUGCUUACAUUUACCAAAGAUCCGAUGGCCAACUCAGCAAAUUUGUCCAAAAUUUUGAAUUUGGUGACAUCAAUAUGUGAACAAAACAUACCCAGUAAAUUUGUAGAGAGAUUCAUACUAGCUUUUGCUCUUCAAGGAAACUAUACUAUGAUGGCCAAUAUGAUAGAUACCUAUAAGACUGAAUUGAGUCAUAAAUAUCAAAUGCAAAUAGUUAGCGCUCUAAACAAGAGUGAAAAAAAUCAUAUAUCCAGAAAUACGGCUGCUAUAGGCUAUAACAAAGAAUUCAAAAAGUAUUUCUUCGAAAAUUAUUUAUCUUCAGCAAAAUUGAAAACUACACACCCUUAG
Molecule: messenger RNA, 1506 nt
Organism: Saccharomyces kudriavzevii IFO 1802
Lineage: Eukaryota; Fungi; Ascomycota; Saccharomycetes; Saccharomycetales; Saccharomycetaceae
Gene: AEP1
Product: Aep1p
Exons: 1
Coding region: 1-1506 (501 amino acids)
Biological process (GO): regulation of translation
Molecular function (GO): translation regulator activity
Source: RefSeq, a predicted model, not a curated record